Molecule: messenger RNA, 1321 nt
Organism: Rubroshorea leprosula
Lineage: Eukaryota; Viridiplantae; Streptophyta; Magnoliopsida; Malvales; Dipterocarpaceae
Source: the annotation of a GenBank genome assembly
CAGGACAAAGAGAAGGGCAUCACUCUUGAAGAUUUCAAGAUUAUUAAGAUGCACAUGGCUAAUUACAUACAGAGACUGGCCCAACAUGUGAAAGUGAGGCAAAGGGUUGUUGCAACUGCAGUUACAUAUAUGAGACGUGUUUAUACCAGGUUUUUUUUUUUUUUGAUGAAUAUACCAUGUAUAUUUAAUUUUACUUCAUUUAUGAAUUAUGAUUUGUUAAAAGCAGAUGGUACUUUCAAUUAACAAAAUGACUGUAGCCUAUGGCUUCUAAUUAUUUUUCAUUGGUUUUUCAUCAGGCUAUGAAAUUCUUGAUUUUCACACUCACUGGUUCUAUCUUGCAAAAUCUUACAAAUACAUCACUCAGCUCACAGCUUUUGUUUUCCUUGGUCUUGUCUGAAUAAAUUAGACCUUGGGCCCUCUUCAGUGAUGUGUUACUUACUCAUAUUCAUAAAUUUAUUCCAAAUGGAAUGAUUAUAGUUGAUCUCGCUAAGUUAUUUUACCUAGGCGAACUAAAUAAUUUUGGAAAUUGAUCCUCAUCAUGUCUAAACAGGUUCAGUACUAGUACUAUAUCUUUCUGUGGAAAGUAUUACAAGUUUACAACUUUAUUUUGUGUAUUUGUACAUGGUCAUGAUCAUGAGGCAUAUUAUGUUUGGGAGAUGAAUAGUGAUAUGCUAAACCUAAAUUAUGCUGAAACAUUAUCACCCACUGAACAUAACUUCUUAUUCCUUCAGAAAAAGUAUGACAGAAUAUGAUCCACGUCUUGUUGCUCCCACGUGCUUGUUCUUGGCAUCAAAGGCAGAAGAAAGCACCGUGCAAACUAAAGUUCUUGUGUUUUACAGCAAGAAAAUGUAUAAUGAGGAGAAGUAUGAGAAGUAUAGAUAUGAAGUCAAAGAUAUACUUGAAAUGGAAAUGAAGAUUUUAGAAGCUCUUGACUAUUACCUAGUUGUGUUCCAUCCUUAUCGCACAUUAGCUCAGCUGUUGCAGGAUGCUGGUAUAAAUGAUAUAAAUAUGACUCAAUUAUCUUGGGGUAUUGUAAAUGACACCUACAAGAUGGACCUUAUUCUUGUACAUCCUCCACAUUUGAUUGCUUUGGCAUGCAUAUAUAUUGCUUGCGUAUCCAAGGAGAAAGAUAUCACCUCGUGGUUUGAAGAGCUUCGUGUUGACAUGAAUGUGGUGAAAAAUAUCUCAAUGGAGAUCUUAGAUUUUUACGAAAACCACACCAUGAUUCCAGAGCAGCGUAUAAGUGCUGCACUGAGCAAACUUUCUUUAAAGCCAUAAAUGAUUUCAGAGCAGCGUAUAAGUGCUGCACUGAACAAACUUU